Diachasma alloeum is the source of this 1567-nucleotide messenger RNA. Its product is annotated as tRNA methyltransferase 10 homolog A. The coding region runs from base 152 to 1075 and encodes 307 amino acids. Gene Ontology annotation, biological process: tRNA N1-guanine methylation. The transcript has 5 exons. Lineage: Eukaryota; Metazoa; Arthropoda; Insecta; Hymenoptera; Braconidae. Gene Ontology annotation, molecular function: tRNA binding. The record is from RefSeq and is a predicted model, not a curated record. Gene Ontology annotation, cellular component: nucleoplasm; nucleus.
AUUUGUACACAAAACCAUGUGUCUUCGUGUUUAUCCCCUUGAUUGGUCAAUUUGUGUUGCUAAAAAUCCACAUUGACGCGAAGAUAUUAUUGUGAUUAAAUAAUAUUUUUAGUUCGAGGUGAACGUUGAGUGUUUUAAUUGUGUUGACGCGAUGGAAGAUGCCGAUGGGAAUGCGGAAUCCAAGACAGUUGAACUGCAGGACGAGAAUUCAGAGGAAAUUCUGAAUGAUACUGAGUCUCCGAAAGACAAUUUGGACAGUGUUGCAAGUAAUUUGAGCAAAAAACAGCUAAAAAGGAUAAGGAAGAGGGAGAAAUGGCUGUCGAGGAAGGCAGAGAAGAGAUUGAAAGAACGAGCAAAAACCAGGGAAAAACGGGCAUUCGCUCGAGCUAAUAACAUCGACCUGGGGCCCUCCAGGAAGGCUCUCAAGAAGUGUACAAUGGCUGAGAGUCCCUGUAAAGUAACUGUCAUCAUCGACAUGUCGUUCGAUCAUCUGAUGAUCGAUAAGGAUAUAGCUAAAUUAAUUAAACAAAUUCUGAGGUGUUACACGUUGAAUCGACGGGCACUGGCACCUGUGCAAUUCUCUGUUACUAGUUUUAGUGGAAAGUCCAAGCAGGAGAUGGAGAAGCACAAUGGAUACCAGCACUGGGAUGUGAAGUUUUGUUCGCAGUCCUACCUGGAAAUUUAUGACUCGAAAAAAAUUAUUUACUUGACUUCAGAGUCUGAUAAUGUGAUUGAUACUUUAGAACAGGAUUUCGUGUAUAUAAUUGGGGGAUUAGUAGAUCAUAAUCAACAAAAGGGCUUGUGCCAUGAAUUAGCACAAAAAGCUAAAGUUGCUCAUGCACGCCUGCCUCUAGACAAAUUCCUCAAGAUGAAAAGUCGGAAAGUUUUAACAAUAGAUCAUGUUUUCGAAAUUCUCCUGAGGGUAACAGAAGGCACCACAUGGCAAGAGGCCUUCCUCCAGGUUCUCCCCCUCCGUAAAAACGCAGAGCCCAUGUCCUCCCAAGAUGACGCCCCCUGUGAUACAUCAUGCAGCCUCGAGCCCACAGGAUCACCCGAUAAAAUGGACUCCCACUAGGUACAUGAAGAUUGAAUUUUUAUUGUUUCUCCAAAAGAAUGUACAUGCGAGCAUUCUCACACAUUCAAUUUUGUCACAUAUUUAAAAAUAUAUCGAUACGCAUAGCACGCAUACAUAACGUGUAUGUACAUAGUUAUAUAUGUAUGUAGAAAUUUUGAAAUCAUACAUGUGUAAAUAAAUAACUCUUCUCUAAUAGCAUUUCGUAAAGUCGAUUGUAGAAACUCGGUUUGAGGAAGUGUAAGCAUUAAGCGUCAUUUCUGUACGAGAAAUUUUUCAUUUCCCAUUAACAUUAGGCAUUUACAAACAAAUACCGGAUUUAAACAGUUCUCUUUCACUGAUUAAACAGGAUCAUUAAGUAGGCCCUCGAAUGCACGAUUAUUUGCGAAAAUAAAAACACUUUGUACCAUUAACAUUUCAUUAGCGAAAGGGUAAAACCUUUUACGUCGAUUUAGCUCUUGGCUGAGUUUUUGAGGAAUAUCUCCGAAUCUAAGG